This is a messenger RNA of Mizuhopecten yessoensis (Yesso scallop), 1726 nucleotides long. RefSeq names its product inositol polyphosphate 1-phosphatase-like. The record is from RefSeq and is a predicted model, not a curated record. Gene Ontology annotation, molecular function: inositol-1,4-bisphosphate 1-phosphatase activity. The transcript has 6 exons. The coding region runs from base 131 to 1279 and encodes 382 amino acids. NCBI's taxonomy places the organism in Eukaryota, Metazoa, Mollusca, Bivalvia, Pectinida, Pectinidae.
CCUUCCUCAUUGCAAACCUACAAUACUCACUGUUUUCAUAAAUAUUAUACGUUAUUUCUCAAUUUGCUUGCUAAAUACGCAUCAUGUGUUUGUUGACUAUUGAACAAGCAGUUUUCGUAUUCACCUAAAGAUGAAAGUGGGCGUGGCUGAGUUGCUGAAGCUACUGGUAAACACAGCAGAAAAAGGAGCAAAUGUAGCCAGGAUUAUCAGAUCAGACGCUGAUUUAUUAAAUCUUCUGGUGGAAGAAAAAACAGGUGAUUCCAAAAACCAGCGAUUUGUCCAAGACUUCAAGACUCUUGCCGAUGUAUUGGUUCAAGAGAUUGUCAGACAUGACCUAACAGAGCAGAUUCCUGACAUUAAAAGCAGUAUCUAUGGCGAGGAAAGCAACACCUUUACUAAUGCUGUGGGAGAAACUAUCACCGUGGAGAUCCAAGCCACUAAACAACAAACUAUAGGUCUCCUCAAUCAAGUGUUGGAUGGAAAUGAGCAUGCAGCAGAUUUACUAGCAAAAGAGGCACAUGAGUCUGUUGUUGUGGACAUCGUAGGUGGACUAGUGAAGCUGGUCGGACUAGAAGUGGAUGUGGAUGAUAUAGGAGUGUGGAUUGAUCCAAUAGACUCAACGGCUCAGUAUAUUGGAGGUCUUCAUGGGACCAAAGAUGACAGUGGUAUGGCGUCAGAGGGCCUGCAGUGUGUGGUGGUUAUCGUCGGGGUUUAUGACAAACAUACAGGGUUACCCUUAGUAGGGGUCACAAACCAGCCCUUUUCUACCUAUGAUACUCAGUCUAAAAGGUGGAUUGGUGAAACCAUAUGGGGUGUUUGUGUUGGUGACACAAGAGUUAACUCCCUUACGAAAGCACCAAUGGAUAAGCCAAGAGAUAAACCUGUCAUUCUUAUGAGUACUAGUGAAAGUCAAGACAUCCAGAAAUCCUUCAUAGACGAUUGUUCCCUUCAUUAUGCCGCAGGUGCUGGAUACAAACUUCUCUGUGCAAUUCAGGGUCUUGCAGACUCUUACAUCCUGUCCAAGAGUAGUACGUACAAGUGGGAUGCUUGUGGACCUCAUGCAAUACUUUUGUCGCAAGGUGGUGGCUUGAUCAGCUUCAAGAGUCUACAGGACAAAGAUCUACAGGGUUCCGAUACUCUUGUCAGAGACCUGCAGAUUAGAUACAAUAAGUCUGACCAACCGGGGUCCUGUGGGGCAAAGCAGUGGUGUAACGAGGGAGGAAUCGUUGCAUAUACAUCUUUAGCCAUGUUAGAAACGAUCAAAAAAAUUAUAGGAUAGUUUCAGGGCUAACUUUUUCCUCGCAUCGGGAUGUCAUAUAUGUCGUGGGGGUAUAGCAUUUAGUCCAUAUGUAUGUGUAUUGUCCAUACAUAAUUUGUACAUACCAUGUAUGUUUGCUCUAUUGACUUCAAUGACAGAUUUUAAUCUGACUUCAUAUAUUGGUCAAGUAGGAAAAGUUGUUGUGUUCUAAGAUGUCAAGGUCACAGUCAAGGUCAUCGUUUCUAUAUAUGUAAAAUAUUUGUUAUCUCUCCAGAGAUUUUAUCACAAAACAAAGUUUGAUCAAACUCCUUAUAUAAGUGAAGUAUGAGAGUACCUUAAACAAAUUCCAGUUUCAGGGUGUCAGUGUCAAAGUCACCUUUUUUACUGUAAUCAAAAUACUGUAUACCGGAAAGUUUUCGCUGCAGUUUAAUAAUUUGUUUGCCCCCGUCCUUAGGGCAAAUUUAUCAU